Messenger RNA from Phycodurus eques (leafy seadragon), 6587 nucleotides. RefSeq names its product lysine-specific demethylase 2B-like. Gene Ontology annotation, biological process: protein demethylation; regulation of transcription by RNA polymerase II. Bases 316 to 4269 code for a protein of 1317 amino acids. The record is from RefSeq and is a predicted model, not a curated record. The transcript has 22 exons. NCBI's taxonomy places the organism in Eukaryota, Metazoa, Chordata, Actinopteri, Syngnathiformes, Syngnathidae. Gene Ontology annotation, molecular function: transcription coregulator activity; DNA binding; zinc ion binding.
AAGCCGUUAUUUUGUAUAUUAGUUAAUUAUUAUUUUUUUAAUAAUAUAUUUUAGAUUGUGACUAUGUUUCGUUAACAACAACAAAAAUAUAUUAAUGUUUUCCAUCACCAAGUUGUAUACGAGUUUUCAGAGAGCGAGAGAGAGAGAGAGAGAGAGAAAAGUGACGCGAUCCACCAAUGUUUUGGUUCCUGGCGGUGACGUAACACACAAAAACAUGGUUCCCUUGUUUUGGAGCUGUGAAGCGUGCUACGUGCUACGCGCGGAGAUGCUGUUUCGAGGCUGAACGAGUGGAAGAGACUCCCCCCUUAGCAGGCGAUGGCUCAGGCCGGGGAAAGGUGUGCCGAGUCCGGCCGCCGGCUGCGCUCCAUCUGCCGGCGGCUGUACGACGAGAACGAGGACCUGUCUGACGUGGAGGAGAUGGUCAACAUCAGGGGAUUCAACGUGGAGGACAAGCUGGCCAGCGACAACUACGCCACAAACUUUGUGCGUGUCAUGGAAGCCAAAGACUUCACAUAUGAAUAUGUGCAACGGGACGCCCUAAAGGUUCCGCUUAUUUUCAAAGAGAAGGAAGGACUUGGGAUCAUAAUGCCCGAUCCGGAAUUUACAGUGUCGGAAAUCAAAGGCUUAGUCGGCAGCCGUCGCUCGGUGGACGUGAUGGACGUGAGCACUCAGAAAGGCUCGGAAAUGAGCAUGGCCCAGUUUGUGCGCUACUACGAGACGCCGGAGGAAGAGCGGGACAAGCUGUUCAACGUGAUCAGCUUGGAGUUCAGCCACACCAAGCUGGAGAACCUCAUCAAGAGACCCACCGUGAUUGAUCAGGUGGACUGGGUGGACAACAUGUGGCCUUCGUAUCUAAAGCAGAGCCAAACAGAAGGCACCAACGUGAUCUCGGAGAUGAAAUAUCCCAAAGUACAAAGGUAUUGUUUAAUGAGCGUGAAGGGCUGCUAUACUGACUUCCACAUCGAUUUCGGGGGAACCUCUGUGUGGUAUCAUGUCUUCAAGGGGCAAAAAGUGUUCUGGCUGGUGCCCCCGACACUCCACAACCUGGCUCUGUACGAGGACUGGGUGCUGUCAGGCAAACAGAGCGAUGUCUUCCUGGGAGAUCGCGCUGACGGAUGCCAGAGGGUGGAGCUCAAGCAGGGAUACACCUUCUUCAUCCCGUCUGGGUGGAUUCAUGCGGUGUACACUCCCGAGGACACGCUGGUCUUCGGCGGCAACAUUCUGCACAGUUUUAACAUUCCUAUGCAGCUCACCAUCCACGAGAUCGAGAACCGUACCAAGGUUCACUCGAAGUUCCGCUUCCCCUUCUACUAUGAGAUGUGUUGGUACGUCCUGGAGCGAUACAUGCACUGCCUGACCAAUCGGUCCUACCUUUCUCAGGAGAUCCAUAAAGAGCCUUUACUCAUGGACUACGAGACAAAAGCCCACGUGGGAAGCCCCGGCUCCGACUCGAGAAGUCAGGACAUGACCGAGGACUGGUGCGAUUCGCAGCUCAGGGACGACCCGUGCGAAAAACCGCAGGUGGUUUCCGACCAGCAGUGCCCUAAAGCCACCUUGUCCGCCCACUCCGAGGACAGCUGCUGUCCCGUCUCCGACCCUGCGGACUUCCAAUCCGAAUCGCCGACCUCGGAAUCGCACAAUAAGUGGACUCAUCUGACAGAAUUUGAAAUCAACGGACUGAAGAGGCUGGUGGAAAAGCUGGAGUCGCUCCCCGAAAAUAAGAAAAGUAUUCCGGAGCGGUUGGAGAACCCGCUCGGCCUGCUGGAAGACAUGAAGGUUGUCUUAAAGGAACAUGCUGAUGAUGACCCAAAGUUAGCCAUCACUGGGUUUCCGGUUGUGUUCUGGCCAAACAAAACCACAAAGGCGCGGCCUCCCCACAGACCCAAGCCCAAGAUGGCGGCCUCACCGGCGUCGGCCCUCAAGGUCCCGGCGGGCCGCGGCGGCGCGUCGAGCGCCAGGAGGAGGCGCACUCGCUGCCGCAAGUGCGAGGCCUGCGUGCGGACCGAGUGCGGCGAGUGCCACUUCUGCAAGGACAUGAAGAAGUUCGGCGGGCCGGGACGGAUGAAGCAGUCGUGCAUCAUGAGGCAAUGCAUCGCACCCGUCCUGCCACACACGGCGGUUUGUGUAGUGUGCGGAGAAGCCGGCAAGGAGGACACGGUGGAGGAGGACGAGGAGAAGUUCAACUUGAUGCUGAUGGAGUGCUCCAUCUGCAACGAGAUUGUACACCCUCACUGUUUGAAGGUGAAAGAUUCCAGCGGAGUUGUCAAUGAUGAGUUGCCAAACUGCUGGGAAUGUCCCAAAUGUAACCACGCUGGCAAAACGGGGAAACAAAAAAGGGGUCCGGGAUUCAAGUACGCGUCAAACCUCCCGGGCUCGCUGUUGAAAGAAGCGCGUCCGAGCCGUGACCCCAAAGAAGAGCCCGAUGCCCCCUCGCCUUCUUCGGCCACCGUCAACGCCAAGAGAAAAGCCGAACGGGAGGAAGAGCUUCCGAAGAAGCGGCCCCCUCUGCUGUCCCUGGAUGGGUCGCCCCGGCCUAGACAGGAGGAAAACCCCCUGAGGAAGAAGAGGAAACUGUUUGACACGCAAGACGAACCCGAUGAUGUCAAAAGGAAGCUCUCCAAACUGGACGAGCCUCUGACCGCGAAACUGCUGCGGCACAUCAAGACGGAGAUCGACCUCGGCGAGUACGAGGACGACCGGGAAGACCGAUUCUCUUUGCACAGGAUCCACUUCAAGGCCAAGUUGGACGGCAGAGAGGAAGAUGACGACAAGGAGGACGAAAAAGACGACUACAACAGGACGGACGACAAAUCCAAAGUCCUUCUGAGUCCUUUGAGGAAAACGGCGGCGGCCGGAGAGAGUGAGCAGACGUUCAAAAGCGCCUCGGGAGCAGGCCCCAGCGGCGAGGAGGCCGAGGAGUGGACCGAGGAGAUGUCAUCAGCAAAUUUGAAGGCGCACCAUCAACAUAGACGCCUCCUCAAGAUCCAUGACAGCGUGAACCACCAAAAUAGCUUGACCAAUCAGCUUCCAAGUCAGCUGAAGACGGAGGACGGCACCGCCAAAACGGAAGAGGCGACCAAUCAAAACAAAAAGGCGUUCAAAUCCGAGGUACUCCCAUCCAAACAGAACCACAGGCCAGUCAAGGCGGAGCCCGAGAACGACGUGGCGGUAACCGAUCCGAGAUGGCCUCUGAACAACGGCAGCGGAGACCUCGGAGGCUGGAUGCGACACAGGCGGGAGGCCAACGGGACGCCGCGCCGACACUCGCCGCUCAGCUGGAACCGGAAGGCUCCCGUGACGCCGCUCGCUCCCCGCCCGCUCCCUUGCCGUUCGCCGCCCAAAUGCGUCCAAAUGGAACGCCACGUCAUCAGACCGCCACCCAUCAGCCCCCCGCCCGACCGGCUUCCCCUGAACGACGGCCAGGAGCACACCAUGCGGCGCGAGGCCUGGAUGUCCGUCUUCGGUCACCUGGCGUUCAGAGAUCUCUGCGUGUGUAUGCGCGUGUGCAGGACGUGGAACCGAUGGUGCUGCGACAAGAGGCUGUGGAAGCACAUCAAUCUGAACCGCUGCAAGUCCAUCACACCUCUCAUGCUGAGCGGGAUCAUCCGAAGGCAGCCGGUCGCUCUGGACCUGAGCUGGACGAACAUUUCCAAGAAGCAACUUAGCUGGCUCAUCAACAGACUGCCAGGUUUGCGGGUGCUGCUGCUGUCGGGGUGCUCGUGGGUGGCUGUCUCCGCUCUCUGCAGCUCCUGCUGUCCUCUCCUGAGAACGCUGGACUUUCAGUGGGUGGAGGGACUUAAAGACGCCCAGAUGAGGGACCUGCUCUCCCCCACUACCGAUAACAGGCCAGGCCAGCUGGACAACCGGAGCAAGCUGCGCAAUGUGGAGGACCUGCGUCUGGCCGGCCUGGACGUCACCGACGCCACGCUGCGCCUCAUCAUCCGCCACAUGGCGGCGCUAUCCAAGCUGGACCUCAGCUACUGCAACCACGUCACCGACCAGUCCGUCAACAUCCUGACCGCUGCCGGGACCACCACGCGGGACUCCCUGACCGACGUUAACCUCUCAGUGUGCAACAGGGUGACCGACCAGUCGCUCACCUACUUCAAGCGCUGCGGCAGCAUCCGCCGCAUCGACCUGCGCUUCUGCAAGCAGGUGAGCAGGGAGGGCUGCCAGCGCUUCGUGGCCGAAAUGUCGGUCAGCGUUCAGUUCGAGCUGAUCGACGACAAGCUGCUGCAGAGGAUCCAACCCCACUCCGCCUGCGAUUGAUCCGCUUCGCCACACGGGGGCAGCGCACCACCGGAGGAGGAGGAAGAGGCGGAAGAAGAAGAAGGAGGGCAGCACCGUGUGUUGUCUCCUUGCCAACUACUGAGCCAGAAUGUACAAUUUAAAGAACAUUUACUGUACCUGUCAAACGUUUAGACACAGCUUCCCAUUCGAUAGCACAAAGAAGCGUCUCUAUACUUUUGACCGGGACUGCCUGUUGUUUUUAUUUAUUUCUUAUAUAUUUUUUUUUUCUGUUCAAGAUUGACUAUUUUUGUAGCCGAAAGCGUUUCCUACAUUCAUGUACAGUAUUAUACUACUGAUAUUGAUAAUCAAUACCCAGUGUGAGUUUUUUUUUUUUGUCUUUCUGUUUUAUAUUUAUUUAAGCACAUUUGUAUGACUGUUAUGUGUGUAUAGCUUCUAUUACUUGCACCUAUUACACAAAUGCCGACACUGUAGAGUGUAUAAAGCAUAUAUACCGGUAAAUGUUAAUAAAUUAGAAUAUGGUGGGAAAUAUGUUUUUUUUUUUUUUUGGCAUCAGUUCGAAUUGAACUACUGCAACAAAUUAACGUUUCUACCUUAUUCUAAUUUAUUGACUUGCACUUGUAGUUAUGCAGGUCUGGGGGGGUGGGACCACUGCAAAAUUAUGAUGUUGCAGUUUAUAGGUAAACGGUGGAUAUAAAAAGUCGGCACUCCCUGGUUCAAAUGCCAGGUUUUUGUGUUAUAAAAUAAUGAGACCAUGAUAAAUUCAUUCUGAACUUUUCGCCAUUGACGUGACCUAAAUUGUAGAGCUCAAUCGAGUUUAGUUUUUCCAUCUUUUCGGGAGGUGAAAUUCAAUUGUGAAAUAGUGGUUGCGCAAGUGUGCACACCCUGUUACCCGGUUUCGAAAAGCCUACUAGCAUAGUUUAGCCUAAUUUGUGGUUCAGUGAGAGGCACUUCAAAUGGCGGCGAGUGUGUGGUGGCUCGCGUUAAACGUGAGUUUGAAUGUAAUUGGUUAUUAAUUCUGAACACAGCCGCGUCUUAAUUUUAAGUGGAUGUGCACACUUAUGCAACCAACUUAUUUUACUUUCCCUUUCGAAGAGAUUUUCAAAAAGGCAAUUGAGUUGUACAGGUUAUAGCUCACAGUAAGGAAACCAAAUAGAUUUAUCUCCGUUUAUUUUUUUAAUAUCAAAACAACCUGGCAUUUGAACGGGGGGGGGGGGGGGGGGGGGGGGGUGUAGACUUUCUCUAUCCACGUUUUUUAAAUACUGACAGCAUAACUCCCAAAUUCAAAUAUUGUCAUUUAGAGCGUUUGCAGAAAUUGUGGGUGUGGAGGGUCUAACAAAAAAUGGUCUCUUCAUUCCCCCCCCCCCCCCCCCCCCCCCCCCCCCAGAGCUGUACAUAUAUUUUGUUUUCUUCUGUGCUAAAAGCUUCUUGUCGUCAUUCCUCCGUUAAGCGUGUUAUUUGUGGACACGUUUUGCUAUUAGCUCAGCAUGUACACUUGCUGUUUAAACAAAAAAAAAAAACAAAAAAAAAAUCAGCUGUCGUUAGUUUGAAACCAGAGACGCACUAUAAAAGUCCUGAAAGAGAAAGAUUACAUUCAUUUAAAGUUAGGGCUGGGGAUAGCUUGAUUUAUCGGAGCUUUUAUCAAAGGCUCCGGAGGUAAAACAAAUGUUUUAGAGUAUGUGCAUUAAAAAAACAAAAACAAAUACAAUUGGUAUACUGUAUGUCACUUUCCCACCCUGUUAUUUGAAGAACCUGCAAAAAGUUGUUUAAAAAAAUGCCCCCUUUUUUGAGUGAUAGGAAAAAAGUUAGUUUUGAGUUCUAUCUGAAAAAGAAGGGAUUUUUGGAAUGAUCCAAUCAGUAUUUUGACACUAUUGUACAGUGGACCCCGGCUACUCGCUAAGAUAGAUCGAGCCUGACCACAAAUAGUGAAAAUUCGUAAAUAGUUGACGCGCUCUUAUGGUUAGCGUGGGCAUUUUGUUGGUGUUGAAAAAAAGGCAAAUAUGCGUGGGACCGGGCCAGAAAACGGCAAAUAAUUUUCCGAAUGCAGAACUGCGAUUAUGCAGGGGUCCGCUGUAUUUGAAGCUGUGCGUAAAGUAUAAAGUGAACAGUUUAAUGCACUUUUCCAUGUCUUUCUAUGUGGCUUUUUUUUUAUUUUCAUGUUUAAUUCCAAUUUUGUACUUUUUUUUUUGUUUUUUUUUUUUACUUUCAAGUUCAGCAGACAAGUUUACAUUGUUAUUGCAUCUGGAUAAACCACUAUGUGCGUGUACUAUAUGUUGACUGUAAAUGUUGUACACAUUUAAAGCCUCUAGGAAGAGUUUGACAUAUUAAAAGCCUUUUAA